This is a messenger RNA of Macrosteles quadrilineatus (aster leafhopper), 2117 nucleotides long. RefSeq names its product ATP-dependent DNA helicase Q1-like. The transcript is spliced from 12 exons. Gene Ontology annotation, molecular function: four-way junction helicase activity; 3'-5' DNA helicase activity; ATP binding. Gene Ontology annotation, biological process: double-strand break repair via homologous recombination. The coding region runs from base 180 to 2093 and encodes 637 amino acids. The record is from RefSeq and is a predicted model, not a curated record. Lineage: Eukaryota; Metazoa; Arthropoda; Insecta; Hemiptera; Cicadellidae. Gene Ontology annotation, cellular component: chromosome; cytoplasm.
ACCCUGACUGAACUCAAACCAAAGAACCUUAAUUAAUUCUGAUCAGCAGCGAUGUAAAUGUUAUCUUACUCUAACUCUAACUGGAUUAAUACAUCCUUCUUGGACCAAUUAAAAAAAACCAAAAUAAUUAUUUUGGUGUCAUUGUACAACAGUAAGUUCGGUUCAACGUAACCCCUAAAAUGGAAAAUGAACUAGAAGGCCUGUGUAAUGAUGAAGAAAGGCUUGCUGCAGUUGAGCACGAGUUGAAACAAAUAUGUUCAGAGAUACAAAAACUAUCAGAGAGAAAGAGUGAAUUAAUCGCUUUUCAAGAAGAACUGAAAGAUCGUAUGAAUUUAGAGAAAAGCAAAUCAUUAGCAGACCAAAACUGGGAUCGAACCGAUUACCCCUGGCAUGACAAACUAUUAAAAGCUCUUCGAGAUGUGUUCAAGAUCAAAGAGUUUCGUGCUCAUCAGUUGGCUACAAUGAAUGCAACAAUGUCAAGACAAGAUGCCAUCCUAAUCAUGCCAACUGGUGGUGGGAAAAGUCUCACUUACCAGCUAACUGCAGUCGUCGAUAAAGGGUUCACUCUGGUCGUAUCUCCUCUCCUAUCUCUAAUGGAGGACCAGGUGCUUGCUCUCCGACGUCUCAACAUUGAUGCUGGAAUGUUUCACUCACAGUCUGACAAGACGGAAACCAACCGGCUGAUGCAGGCAAUGACAGACUCCAAAUCGGCCCUGAAGUUGAUAUAUGCUACACCAGAAAAGCUAGCCAAGAGCAAACGCUUCAUGAGCAAGCUUCAGAAGGCUUACGAAGCGGGUAGAUUGGCGAGAAUAGCCAUUGACGAGGUACAUUGCUGCUCUCAGUGGGGACAUGACUUUAGGCCAGACUACAAGUUCCUGGGAGUGUUAAAGUCGAUGUUCCCAGAUGUUCCUAUUCUGGGGCUGACAGCCACUGCUACAUCCAAGGUUACGCUGGAUGUCCAGAAGAUGUUGGGCAUCCAGGGAUGUAUUGUGUUCAAAGCCUCCUUCAAUCGGCCCAACUUGUACUACGAGGUGCGGCCAAAACCGAGUUCGAUGAAUGAAUGUGUAGACGAGUUGGCGGACUUACUGAAACACAGGUUUACCAACCAAUCAGGUAUUAUCUACACAACAUCCAUCAAGGACUGUGAAGAACUAAGGGAGCAGCUAAGAAAGCGAGAUCUGCGUGUGAGCGGGUACCACGCCAACCUGGACGCAGCUCUGCGCAGUAAAGUUCACCAGAAGUGGCUGACGGGGGAGUACCAAGCAGUGGUCGCUACAAUUGCCUUCGGACUAGGCAUUGAUAAACCUGAUGUUAGAUUUGUUAUACACCAUGCACUCAGCAAGUCCAUGGAAAACUUCUAUCAGGAGAGUGGACGAGCUGGUCGGGAUGGCAAGCCUGCCGAGUGUAUCUUGUUCUACAGGUUGGCAGACGUGUUUAGGCUCAGCACAAUGGUCUUUACACAACAGACUGGGCUGCAAUGUCUCUACGGAAUGGUGGAAUACUGUUUGGACUUUUACAGAUGCAGACGACAAAUGAUUGCUUCCCAUUUUGACGAGGUGUGGGAUCGUGCGGAUUGUAACCAAAUGUGCGACCAUUGUCGUGCCCCGCGUGAGCCAAAAAAAGUGGACGUUACCAAACACUGUCGCACCAUCUACAAGCUUCUAGCACAAGCAGCAGCGUCCGACACUAAAAUGACUGCUCAGAAGAUCCUAGAUGCCUGGUAUGGUAAAGGUCCGCCUGCACUCAAGUUGUCAGGCGUCUCGGCUCCUACAUUCUCACGAGACACGGCCGAGAACAUUCUCGCCCAUCUUCUCAUUAACGGUUAUCUUAAGGAGGAUUUCCACUUCACUCCCUACUCUACCAUCAGUUAUAUCAGGAGAGGCCAGUUGUCCCAUAAAGUGGAUGAACCUUCUUACGUAAUCUCCAUGACAAUCAAAGGUAAAAGUGUGGAUGAGAAAUCCUGCGAGGGUAACAAAUCUGAAAAUAAAUCUUCCUGUCCAAAACCUGCCAACAAUGCAAAGAGAAAAAGAUCCGAGACUGAAAAAGAAGGAAAAUCUCAUAAAGUUUACGUCAUUGAAUCGGACUCUGAAUGACUUAAAACUGUGAUAUUUUUUUAA